CGACAGAAAAUCAACGCAACAUGCUGGAGCUAGUCAUUGCUGCCGUGCUUCUAUUCGUCGUACGCUGGCUCAUGAAAAGAAGAGAUCACUUCAAUUUUUUCAAGAAAUGCGGCAUCCCUGGUCCUGCGCCAAACAUUCUUUUCGGCAACAUUUUGGAGAUGUAUAAAAAGUCGCCGACCAAGGCUUACCGCGAAUGGAUCGACAAAUACGGCGACGUUGUCGGGUACUUCAACGGCUACAGACCCGUGGUGCUUGUAGCAGACCUGGAUUUGCUGAGGAGCAUUCAGGUUAAGGAUUUCCAAGAUUUCACGGACCGAGCUCUCCUGUUCCAGGCCAAGAGGCCUCCCAGCCCUCAAAACAAAGGCCUCCUGCAGCUCACCUCAACUCGUUGGAAGGAAGUGCGCAGCGUGCUCACCCCGUCAUUCACGACAAGCAAGCUCAAAAUGAUGUCUCCGGGCAUCAUUUCCGCCGUGGAGAAGCUGGUCUGCAAGAUCGGCCAAAAAGCAGAGACGGGAGAGGAGUUCGAAGCGGGCGAGAUGUACGCUGCCCUGGCCCUGGACGUGAUCUGCAAGAGCGCUUUGGGCAUCGAUUACAACCUGCAGGAUCACCCGCGUCACGGCUUUCUGCUGUUCUGCCGAAUGCUGUUCGGCUGCGCCUUCUCCUUCAUCGCCGUCAUUCUUAAUGCCUUUCCAGCCUGGGAAUCGCCUCUCAGGUUCAUCAAUUCUCAUUGGCUCCGAUACCAGAACGGUGGUGUCCACCCUUUCAUCGACGUGCAAGAGAAGUGCAAGCGCAUCGUCACGCAGCGACAAAAGGACUCCUCGCUUCGGCAAAAAGACCUGCUGCAGCUAAUGAUAGACGCGAAGGACGCGCACGUCGACCUGGACACCGUCACGUCGGCCCAGCUAACCGCCGGAGAAGACAAUGACCAAGAACUGCUGCAAAACAAGGCCUUUGGAGUGAGUGCAAGACGCGACCUGUCUGUCUUCAACAAAGCCGUAUUGGACGAUGAUGACAUCACGCAGAACGCUUUCGUCGUUCUUGUCGGAGGGUUCGAGACCACGAGUAACACUAUGGCCCUGGUGACACACAUGCUUGUGCACCACCCGGAAGUGCAGGAGAAAGUGCGGGAAGAGCUGUUGUCAGUCGUGGGACCCGAGGAAGCCAUCACCUACAACACCGUUCAGAACCUACCCUACAUGAACAGUGUCAUUCAAGAGACCAUCAGGCUUUACCCCCCGGCAUUCGCGUUCGUGACUCGUGAGGCUGUCGUCGACAAAGAGUAUGGAAAGUUUCGAAUCCCCGCCGGCACUGCUAUCAUGGCGGCAACCGAGUACAUUCACAGGGACCCUCGACAUUGGGACCAUCCGGACGAAUUCGACGCGGAAAGGUUCUUGCCAGAAAACAAGUCGAAGAUCAACUCCAUGGCCAUGCAGGGCUUCGGAAACGGACCCCGCAACUGCAUCGGAAUGCGCUUUGCGCACAUGGAGUUGCGGUAUACAUUCGCUCACAUACUGCGGAAGUACCGACUCGAGAAGACAGAAAACAGCGAAAAGGAUCCACCAACCAUCGAUAUGAAUCCAAUUGUACUGAAGAUCAAGAAAGGCGUCGUAGUCCGGGUGGUGCCGCUGAAGGACCAUGGUGCUUCUAAGAAGUGACAAGAAACGAUGCCUCCCUUGUACACAGCCCCCUAGUCGUACUUUGGAUAGGCCCACUCAUUGCGGCCGAAUAUCAGCUGCCGUGUUAUCCACCGCAUUUCGUCUAUCGCACUUACGGUUACGCACGGCACUGAUAAGAACGGGAAUAGGUAGGGAUGUCGAGGUCCCUUUGCGCUGCCAAAUAGUGCGCUGCGUUUUCUUUUUAAUUUUGUACAAAUGCUUGACGGCAUCGUAGAUACUUUCAUGUUCCGAAUAGUCCUUAUGCUUAAACGAAACUGUGCAAACAAGUAUGAGUCAGCGCGACUUUCGCUUUGUGUGUGCUUUGUGCGAUACUGGCUGAGUCAAUAAAGUUCCUGUCAACGUUG
Messenger RNA from Dermacentor andersoni, 2020 nucleotides. RefSeq names its product cytochrome P450 3A6-like. Gene Ontology annotation, molecular function: oxidoreductase activity, acting on paired donors, with incorporation or reduction of molecular oxygen; heme binding; monooxygenase activity. The record is from RefSeq and is a predicted model, not a curated record. NCBI's taxonomy places the organism in Eukaryota, Metazoa, Arthropoda, Arachnida, Ixodida, Ixodidae.